Molecule: messenger RNA, 3854 nt
Organism: Carassius gibelio (silver crucian carp)
Lineage: Eukaryota; Metazoa; Chordata; Actinopteri; Cypriniformes; Cyprinidae
Product: C-type lectin domain family 4 member M-like
Exons: 5
Coding region: 1760-2410 (216 amino acids)
Molecular function (GO): signaling receptor activity
Source: RefSeq, a predicted model, not a curated record
UUUUUUUUCAGUAGCCUAAUAAUACAAUUGAUAAAUAGGGGCAUUUUUAGUGUUUAUGAGGAGUUCUAACUCUGUGCCAAAAGUUUUAUUUACAUUUUAAAUGUUCCUUUAUCAGUUUAAAAAUGUGUGAGUGAAGUGACAUACAGACAUGUAUGGUGACCCAUACUCAGAAGCUGUGCUCUGCAUUUAACCCAUCCAAAGUGCAGUAUCAUAUCACACAGAAAGCAGCACUGAACAUCUAAUACUGCUCUGUACGUUCAUGUUCUGGGCAUCUGGAAAACCACAUGGAGGAAUAGGAGAGAACUGUGGUGUGUUUUAGUCAUCAGGGUGGUAUGAUUAUCUAUGUAAUAAAACAUGAAGAUGGAUCUGUGAGAAGAAUAUUGUAAAGUAUCACAUACCAUGAUUUACAUGUUUUUUUUUUUUUUUUUCACAGUAUGUUUGACAUGAAUAAUAGGGUUUACGUUCUAAUUCAAUCGCAUGUAAAAAAAAUAAAAUAAAAACUAAAUAAUAAUAUUAAUAAUAAUAAUAAUUAUUAUUAUUAUUAUUUCAAAUAGAGAUCAUGACUCUACUAUAAACAGACAUAUUUUUGUGGAAAGCAUUGUGCAAUAAACAUUUCCAACUCAUAACCACCCUCAUCUUGUUUUACUUAAAAGUCAUAUGAGCACAGCACGCAGAGUAGUUCUGUCAGGACCACUAUUGUCAAAAUAAUAGAUACUUAGCAUGGACUUUUUGGCGGCAUUGUUUGGCGGUAUGGUACUGUUCUGGGCAAAAAAAAAUCUAUAUAACUAUAGCUACAUGUGAUCAGCUGAGAAUCAGCUGAGGCAAGCUUGAAUCACGAGACCUGUCAGAUCUAACGCUAAUGCUUAAUUUCAGGACCACUAUCAUCAAAAUGAUAGUUAGCAUUGACUUUUGUUUAAUAAGUUUGUAUGUACAGACAUCUGUAGAGGCCAUUUUUGGUAGAUUUUACAAGGAUUUUUUAAAUAGUGUUCAUAUCCAUAUCGUAUCGACCAAAAUUAAGUAAUAUAUUGUGAUAUAAAUUUAUGCCAUAUUGUCCAGCCCUAUUAUAAUCAUGAUAAGAAAUUUUCAUACUGUUACAUCUCUAAUGUUGGGUAAAACAGGUUAACAUUUUAAAUUAUGAGGAAUUAAUUUAUUAAUUUAUUUACUCUCUCUCUUAAAAUGAUAUUUCACCCAAAUAUUUAAAUACUGCCAAUGACUACCAGCAACUAUUUGACUACCAGCACUCUUCAAAAUAUCAUCUCCUGUAAAAGAAACUUAUACAUGCUGAGGCAAGUUAUACGUCUUGCAUGGUUGGAACAACUUGACGUUGAGUAAAUGAUGACAGAACUAUCCCUUUAAUAAAACACGCAAAUGGUUUCAUGUCAUCACAUCACAUCUGUACUAUGACUUUUGCUUGUGUUUGCAAUCAAUGAAGUGGGCCUAAUUGCCAACAACCUGCUGAUGUGAAGUAGUUUUGGCACAUCGCUGGUGCAAUGCAACUGCUUUGACAGAAAAGACAGUAGAAGUAAAAUGUGUCUAAUGCUAUAAGAGGAAGGCCACAGCACCCUACCCCCAAUCUCACAAAAUUAAUUUCUGAGUAUUUCUCUAAAUAGUCAGGAUAAAAAUGUAAGUGUCUGAACAAGAUGUCAUAUGACCACAGUGAUGCAUUAUUAAAUUGAAACCCAAAAAGCAGAACUUCAGAGCAGUCUAGUAUACUUGAAACAAAAGUUUCCACACUUAACUCUAGCAGACUGAAUGCAGUAUGUCUAACUCUGGCAACAUGAACAUUUCUGAUAAACAUGGGAUGGAAAGAGAAUAUGAAGAGAUGGAUAUAAAGAGCAGUAAUGUCAAUGCAGAAAGAGAGUACAUGAACAACAAGAGAUACCAAACACCUCGAAAUACAGUGAGGAUAAGAAACUACAGAGCAUCUGUGGUGUGUCUGGUUCUGCUGUGUGUUCUUCUGCUGACUGCAGUCAUAGUGCUGUGUGUCCACAGCCAUACAAACAAAGACCUGACAAAGGAGACACAUCUGCUUGAUGGAUGGAUUUACUAUCAAUCCAGUAUUUACUUCAUUUCCUCUAAAAUAAAGAGCUGGUCUGAGAGCAGAAGAUACUGUACAGAGAAAGGAGCAGAUCUGAUCAUCAUAAACAACAGAGAGGAACAAGAUUUUGUGAAGAAAAUAUCUGCUGAUGCUAAAGUCUGGAUUGGUCUGACUGACAGUGAUGUUGAGGGCACAUGGAAAUGGGUUGAUGGCAGCACACUGACCUCUGGGUUCUGGUAUCCUCGAGAACCCAAUGGACAUAUAAGAGAGGACUGUACUCUAAAUGAUUCAUCAGGAUGGGCUGAUUAUCCAUGUAGUGACAAUUAUAAAUGGAUCUGCGAGAAGAGCCUUGUAUUGUAUUCGAUGCACUGAAAAUACAUGAAGUACAGACUGAAUGUAGUGUCGCACUGCUUUAUGGCCAGAUGAGACACAAAUAUGCAGACAUACAUAUAAGCAGGCUGCAGGCGGUUGGUUUAUUUAUUUUUGGCAUCUGGUCAUUUUCAUUAUCACAAAUUUACUUCUCUUAAAUUAAAAAAAAAACAAAAAGCUCUUUGCUGUUGCAACGUACACAAUAAUAAUAAUUGUAAAAAAAAAUCAGAUUUUUUUUUUCUUUCAUAUGUGCUUAUAUAGGCUCCUUUUGUGUCAUUUUGGAGUUUCUAAGUGUCUGAAAAAAGCUUGCAAAAAAUACAGAUUUUUGAGAAUCACCGUUUAAUGAUUAUUUUUUGGUUUACUUUGCUGGAUAUAUCAAAUUAUGACAAAAUAAAAAUUUGAAACAAGAUACAAGGUCUAUGCUUAAUUUCAUGAAGUGUGCGAUUAAUCACAAUUAAUCACAGAAAAAGGGUGUGAUCAAUCUGAUAAAUUUUUUUUAUCAUUUAACAGCCCUUAAAAUACAUGUCUAAAAUGCAUGUGGAAGUGGCUCUGAGGAACAGAGGGAAAUUGCACAAUAUAUUUGACUGAGUUCGCAUUAAUAUAUUAAAAUUUAGGUACUAACACUCAAUUUUUAUGGGUAAAUAAGACACAACGAUGCAUCUUUUGUAAUGGUACUGCCCCAGAGAUAACUCUUGUAUCAUUUUUUUCCAGUUUUGUGAACAAAAGCAACUAAAUAAAAAAGGUGAAUGUCAAGAUAUUCUGUAAAAAAAAAAAAAAAAAAAAAAAAAAACCUGAAUGAAUACCUGAAUGCAUAUACAGUGGCUCAUAAUCAACUCAGUUCAGUGUCAGCAUUACUAUAUAAAUAACGUUUUUUUUUUGCCUUCUUGAGUGAUUUUGUACUAAUCUGUUCUGCUUUCCUGACUAACAGCUUACAGAAGAGGAACUAGCAGCUUUGGAGGAAGACAAAGAUUUGAGAUGACAAAGAGAUCAAAACAGCGUGUCAGAAAUGUCAUUAUUUUACUACAUUUAAUAGAUCAUUUGCACUCAGUUGAUGAGCUGAGCUGAGAGCAAAAGUUCAAAAUGUAUAAUAUGUGUCAUUUAGGUACUAGUAUUAAGGUACAAACAUGCACUAAAUAAGGGGUAAAUAAGGGACAAAUGUGUAUCCUUAAAAAAGGUUGAGCUCCAAUUACAGCUUUUACUGAGAGUGUACAGAGAGAGAAGCAUAUCUGAUCAUAAAUAAGCAGAUUAUCAUAAACAACAAAGGAAAAAGGGACUAAAAUAAAAGUUUGAAGUGUUUUAUUUUCAUAAAACUCAAAUUUGUCUGUCUUUUGUUUAUAAGUCUAAAGUUUCUAUGGUUCAAAUCCAAAAUCUCCUUCACUGUGAUCUCUAGCCCUUAGACACUUGAUGAAAAAUGUUUCUUAAAUUCACAAAUGAUUGCACAGGACUG